CGGAACCUCUUACCUCUCUCUUCCUAACGCGCAAUUUCUCACUCUCUCUUCCUCUCCUCUCUCUUUCUUUCCUCACCAUUCACGUUUCACAGUCUCCAUCUUCCCUUUAUUCCAUCAAAACCCUAAUUAUCCCCAAAACCAAUUGAAUUUCGCAGAAAUUCAACAAUGGCGGGAAAACGAUCACGUAUACACCGAUCAUCCAGCUCCGGCAAUACUUCCGUCAUCUCCGGCUUUGAAUACACCGAUCGUCCUCCUCUUACCCUCACUUUUCCGGCGAAAACUCAUUCUCCGAUCGCUCAAAAAACGUCGCCGGGGAAUAAUUGGCCGGUGAUUUUUCGGAAUAUGUCGCCGGAAUAUCAUCGGCCGGCGAUUUUAGCGAUUUCGGCUCCUGAGAUUGAUCCUGUUGAUCAAAUGUGGGAUGGUUUAGUGCCGUUUGGUCGAUUCUUUGAGAAGUGUUUUUAUUGUAAGAAGAAGAUUAGUGAUGAUGAGGAAGUUUUCAUGUACAGCAACUUGCGAGCCUUUUGCACCGAUGCCUGUCGUACAAAACAGAUCGAAAUGGAAGUGGAUCUGAAGAGACUGUCUGCAUCAUCAUGGAUGAUGAAGUCAGGAAAGCGUAGGUGAAGUCAGGGUUACCCAGUGGUGCCUAGGCUUGUAGUGGUAACUUAGAAUUACCACAUCUGGAAGUGGCAAGCUUUUCAAAUUUUUGGGAUUGGCUAGCACUUUCCAGUGCAGUGUCUUUAAAAUACUUAUUUUUUUCCUAGACAAAUUAUUUUCUCAGGCACUAUCAGGUUUGUACAUCCUGAGUUUUUAUUUGGAGUUGUUCUGAUUGCUGAGAAGAUAGUGACUGCAAGUUAGAGAGGCUUCUAAAAUCAAUAGUUUUUCUUUAUCUAGCAGAGAAACUAGACGGUUUUGGAGUAGGUUCUUCCUCUUGACACAAAUGUAUAUAUGUUUCUUAUUCCCAAGGCUUUUAUGUUAA
This is a messenger RNA of Beta vulgaris subsp. vulgaris (sugar beet), 976 nucleotides long. RefSeq lists its product as hypothetical. Lineage: Eukaryota; Viridiplantae; Streptophyta; Magnoliopsida; Caryophyllales; Amaranthaceae. The record is from RefSeq and is a predicted model, not a curated record. Bases 166 to 621 code for a protein of 151 amino acids. The transcript has 2 exons.